Messenger RNA from Zygosaccharomyces rouxii, 2010 nucleotides. It is a transcript of the gene DPH6, whose product is annotated as diphthine--ammonia ligase. NCBI's taxonomy places the organism in Eukaryota, Fungi, Ascomycota, Saccharomycetes, Saccharomycetales, Saccharomycetaceae. The record is from RefSeq and is a predicted model, not a curated record. Gene Ontology annotation, biological process: protein histidyl modification to diphthamide. The transcript has a single exon. Bases 1 to 2010 code for a protein of 669 amino acids. Gene Ontology annotation, molecular function: diphthine-ammonia ligase activity.
AUGAAAUUUGUUGCACUUAUAUCUGGAGGCAAAGAUUCCUGUUUUAAUAUUAUUCAUUGUUUAAAACAGGGCCAUGAAUUAGUCGCACUGGCAAAUCUUCAUCCUAUUGAUAAAUCUCAACAAGAAUUGGAUAGUUUUAUGUUCCAAACUGUUGGUCAUGAUAUCGUUCCAUACUAUGCAACAUGCACAGGAUUACCUCUGUAUCGUAAGGAGAUUCAUCCUUUUGGAUCUAAAAAUGUAGAAUUAAACUAUACUCCGACUGUUAGUGAUGAGAUUGAAGAUCUAUACGAAUUGUUGUCCCAAGUGGUUAGAGAAAAACCUGAUGUUGAAGCAGUAAGUGUAGGUGCCAUCCUUUCAUCAUAUCAAAGAACUAGAGUUGAAGAUGUCUGUGCAAGAUUAGGGUUAGUUGUAUUGAGUUACUUGUGGCAGAGGGAUCAGUUAGAACUUAUGCAAGAAAUGUGUCAGGCUUCUCAAACGGAUACACCAGGUGACUUUGAAGCAAGACUAAUUAAAGUAGCCGCCGUAGGACUAGACCAGUCGAGUCUUGGCAAAACUUUACCGGAGGUUUUUCCAACUCUGAUGAAAUUACACAAUAUGUACGAUGUUCAUAUUUGUGGUGAAGGUGGUGAAUUCGAAACUAUGGUAUUAGAUGCGCCCUUCUUCUCCAAGGGUCGCUUAAAACUUUUGUCAAAGCAAGAUUCACCCUCAGAUGAGAACGAUGGUGUUUAUAAUACUAGAUUAAAUGUGGAAUUUGAAGAGAGACAAUUGUCAAAUGCAGAUUUACAAGCACAUUUAGAUGCUUUACCACAACCGACAUUAUUGAAUGACCAAUGGCAAGAGCUAUACGAUCAUAUGGGGGAGAUACCCAUCGGCGGAUCAGAUUCCAUUGAAGCAAAUUUUAAAAAUGAAAUCUCCUACGAUAUCUCUGUGAGUAGAGUGGGGAAUUUGCUGACCGUUUCGAACCUCUAUUCGAAUGCUACAACGUUAGAGGAGCAAAUGCAAGACAUUUUCAAACAACUAGAUGAUAUUUUGAAAAAAAACAGAACUAAACCUUCACAAGUGCUUCAUUGUACACUAAUCUUGGAUGAUAUGUCCCUUUUCCCUCAAGUCAACCAAAUUUAUUCCAGUUAUUUUGACGUUAUAAAGAACGGACCAUUACCACCAGCACGGGCAUGUAUUUCUUCGAUGUUAGGUAACGGUUCGUUGGUUCAAAUGUCACUACUAUUAGAUGUCUCAGUGGAUCACGAAAGGAAUAAAAAUGGAUUGCACGUUCAGGGUCGCUCAUAUUGGGCUCCCAGUAACAUCGGACCUUACUCUCAAGCCAUUUGGCUCAAGGAUGAUUGCAAUAAAACUGCAUUUAUUAGUGGACAAAUCGCACUAGAACCAGCUACUAUGACCUUGGCCAUGAACGAUGCAAAAUUACAAGCACCUCUUUCUUUGAAGCAUUUUGAUACAUUGAAAACCACAAUAAAUACUCCGAAUCAGCUUUUUAUGACAUGUAUGGUGGAUGACAAUAGCGUAGUUCCCACAAUUUCUAGGGUUUGGUCACUUUAUUGUUCAGAAAUGGCCUAUGAAUCAGAUUUAUGGAUGAACAAAUCGGAUGAUCCGCAAGAAAUUUUGAUCAUUGCUCAAGUGAAUCAAUUACCUAAAGGAGCGCUGUGUGAAUGGAGUGGAGCUGCAUGUCAAGAGUUAGUUGUGGAGGACGAGGAUCAAGAUGAAUGUACCCAGGAGCUGAAAAAGUUGUCACUAAGUGAUUCCAAGGAAAUAACCGUAAAGAAUUCCAAAGAUCAAAGGCAGUUCAUCACUGGAUUCGCAAAAAAUCUGGACCAACUCCUUCAAGCAUUGGACGCAUUGCCCAGAUCCUCUAAAGUGACGCUGUACUGUCAUCCAACUGAUAUGUCACGUGACCAUGGAGGUACUAAUAUUGAAUAUUUCCCAGUAUACAGGGUUUUCGAUUAUAAUGGCCAAUGCCAUCGUUAUGCAUAUCAAGCAAUUGUCUGGAAUGAAUAA